GAGAACGCCCCCGUAAGAAGACGGCGCGUGGACUGCAGAUAUAGGAAGUUACAAUUCGACAAGGACGAGAACAACUUGUUUACCGGUACAAGAUUUUCGAUUACCAUUCAAAUUGUAUUAAAUCUCAAGUGUCGAGUUGCUGCCAACUAACUCUAAAUUAUUGUUGCUUUUAUGUUGAUAUUUUACUUUUUAUUUUUUACUUUUCAGUUGCGUAUGUGAAUAUUUGUUUGUUUUUUAAACAACUUGUUUUGGAAUCCUGGUGGGAAAGAAGCCUUCCUUGUUGUCAACUAUAGAGCUGUAGAGCAUAGAAAUGACCGGACCGUAAUAUCAGUGGUUGCAUGCUGAUUGGAGGAGGGCAGUGCCAGUGUCAGCCAGCAGGAUGAGUGUGUCUGACGGUGUGACGAGAACAACUAGCUUGGACAUGGAUCAAUUACAGCAACGGCAGACCGUCUUCCUCCAGAUCUACCCGCGUCUGCCCCAGGACACAGCUGCAUGUUGUACCCUCCAGGUCAGCCCUCGGGCCACGGCCGCUACGGUUAUCCAGAACGCAGGGGCCACGCUGGGCCUUGACAUGACCCGACACUACGCCCUCUUGGAGGUCAGGCAGGAUGGAGGGGCUGAGAGGAUGCUAGGGCACUCUGAGAUUCCCGUGGAGAGGGUGUUGCUGUGGCCCCCAGGGGCCCGGAACCAGCAUCCCCAGGAGGAGGGGUACUACUUCAUCCUGCAAGCCCAAGGAAGUGGAGGGGAUCUGGGGUCAGGGACUGGUGGUAGUGAGGUAUCUUCAUUAGAGGAAUAUGAUGACCUGUGCAGCCUCUCCACCCUGACCGAGGACACUAUCCUGGCCGCAUUGCGCCAGCGCUUCUACAAACACAACAUCUACACAUACGCCAGCGGCAUCCUGGUCGCCAUUAACCCCUUCAAGUUCCUACCCAUCUAUAACCCGAAGUAUGUCAAAAUGUACAAUGACCAGCCACUGGGAAAACUGAGCCCUCACAUCUUUGCAGUGGCGGACGUGGCGUUCCACACCAUGCUGAAGCAGCAGGAGAACCAGUGUGUGGUGAUAUCAGGGGAGAGCGGAUCAGGGAAGACCCAGAGCGCCAACUUCCUGAUUCACUGUCUGACAGCGUUGAGCCAGAAGGGCUACAGCAGCGGGGUGGAGAGGACCAUAUUAGGAGCAGGGCCUGUCCUGGAGGCGUUUGGCAACGCUAAGACGGCUCAGAACAACCACUCCAGUCGCUUUGGGAAGUUUAUCCAGGUCAACUAUCUGGAGAGUGGGGUGGUGAGAGGGGCGGUAGUAGAGAAGUAUUUCCUGGAGAAGUGUCGGCUAGUGUUUAGAGAUAGGAGUGAGAGGAACUACCACGUGUUCUACUACCUGCUGGUGGGAGCGUCCAAGGAGGAGCAGAGAGAGUUCAGUCUGCUGCAUCCUGAAGACUACGCAUACCUACAACAGGAGGACUUUAAUUUAGAAGAUGCUGAGGACCUCCGGCGUGAGUUCAAGAGGCUUCAGCAGGCCAUGGAGAUGGUGGGAUUCCUGGUCCCCACCAAGAAACAGAUCUUCUCUGUGCUCUCUGCCAUCCUGUACCUGGGCAACGUGACGUACAGCCAAUCAGAAAACGGCCAGGGGCUGGAGGCGGGGCCAGCAGAUGUCCUCUACACCCUGUCUGACCUCCUGGAGGUCAAACAGGAGUUGCUGGUGGAGGCUUUGACUAAGAAGAAACAAAUGACGGCCAACAACACCGUAGUUCUACACUACACUCUCGAUGAGGCUGUGACAGCACGGGACUCGAUGGCCAAGUCUCUGUACAGCUCUCUGUUUGAUUGGAUCGUCCUGCACAUCAACCACGCUCUGCUCAACAGACGAGACAUGGAGGAGGCCGUCUCUUGUUUGUCUAUAGGUAUCCUGGAUAUAUUUGGUUUUGAGGACUUCCAGACGAACAGCUUUGAACAGUUCUGUAUUAACUACUCCAUCGAGAAAGUUCACUAUUACUUUCAUCAGCACGUCUUCACGCUGGAGCAGGAGGAGUACCAGGCAGAAGGGAUCAGCUGGAGUCCCAUUGACUACAAAGACAACCUGGGCUGUAUCCAACUAAUCAGCCAGAAACCCACUGGACUGUUCCACAUAUUGGAUGAGGAGAGCAAUCUCUCCCAGUCCACAGACAACACCCUGUUGGAGAAGUUCAAGCAGCGGCAUCAUGAUAACCCGUACUUUGUCCCCACCGCGGUGAUGGAACCAGCCUUCAUCAUACAACACUUUACUGGGACCAUCAAGUACCAGAUUAAGGAUUUCCGGGAGAAGAACACGGACCACAUGCGUCCGGAGAUCGUGUCGUUACUACGCAGCAGUCAGCGGGCGUUCAUGCGUCAGCUGAUCGGGUCAGAUCCUGUGGCCUUUUUCCGAUGGGGAAUCCUCCGAUCCACCAUACACAUCAUAGCAGUCUUCAAGGAGGCUGGGCGCCGCCGUGCAGCCGCUGCUCUGUUGAAACCCACCUCCUCUCGCAUUACAGGGGAACUGAAGAGGAGACCCAUCUUGGCUCUACAGAGACUGGCCAGCUCCCGGCUGGACUUCUCAUUCGACCGGUCUGAUGACCACCCUCUGGAGGUGUUAGAGGACAUAUUCGUCAGCUAUGAGAACAGGAAAAAGACCAAAGGCAGCAAGCGCAAACAGCUCAUUCCCAAGAAUCUGAUGAACUCCCGGUCCCUGAAGCACAUAGUGGGUCUGACGCGCCACGACCUCACCCCCAGCUCUCUGCUCCACCCACACCCGAGGAAGCAACCGUCCAGCAUCAGCGCUCAGUUCCAGGCGUCUCUCAAUCAGCUGCUGGAGACUGUGGGGAGAGCAGAGCCUUUCUUCAUCCACUGCAUUCGGUCCAAUGCCGAGAAGAAGGAGAUGCUGUUUGACGACGCUCUAGUUUUACAGCAGAUGAGGUCCACGGGCGUGUUGGAGACUGUACGCAUCAGGAAGUCUGGCUACAAUGCCAAGUUCACCUUUAAGGAGUUCCUAGAGAGGUUUAAGGUGUUGCUGCCUAAAGAAGCCACCUCGGCACCGAAGGACAUAGCUAACCUGCUACAGAAGAUGGGCCUGGGACAGAGCACAUACCAGAUUGGGAAAACUAAGGUGUUCCUAAAGGAGAGGGAGAGGCAGCAUCUGCAGGACACCCUGAACAAGGAAGUGAUGCGUCACAUCGUCAUCCUCCAGCGCUGGUUUAGGGCUUGUCUGAUCAGGAGACACUUCCUCUGCAAGAAAGAUGCUGCCAUCAGAAUACAGCGAUGUUGGCUGGCGUUCCGAGCGGACAACAGAUGCCUUGCGGCCACAGUGAUCCAGGCGGCAUGGAGAGGUUCUCAGGAGAGGACAGACUACUUGAGAAUGAGGAACAGCGUCAAGAAAAUGCAGGCACUGAUCAGGAACAAACAAGGACCAGACAGCACUAAGGCUGAGGGAGAGAAGCCCGCCACGCCUCCCCAGCUCCCUCCCAAAACGCAGUCCAAGCAUCAGUACCAAACCCAGCACCAGAGAAACCUGGAGAGGACGGAGCUGAGGAGGAGGCAGCACAGUGAGGAACACAGUCCCAACAGAAGCCCCGAGACAGGCCCAGAAGUCAAUGGACAGAAGGCCUCCCAGAGGAACACAGAGACGGAGAAGAGAGAGGGAAGAGGCUCUCCACCUCCCCUCAACAGACCUCUCUCCUUCCCGCUAGACGCCAAGGCUGGCAGGGAUGGAGAGGGGGAGUCAACCAGCCCCUCCCAUCACACAGGCUCACUGAAGGGCUGCUCCACCUUGGAGGACAGUAAGGAGCGUGCUGAGGGAUGGAAUGUGAGCAGGAGGGAGGGAGGACACCAGGAAGACUCCCGCGCUGAGGUCCAGCGACCCAGGAAUAUGGAGGGGUUGCUGUGGAAUUCUGGGUCGGUGUCAGACAGCUCUCCCAUCGCUACUGAGUUUCCAAAAUGUUCUGAUAUGUCCACGGACGGGGCUAGUUUCAGCCUCCCAGAUGAGAGCAUAACCCGCGGAGACUCCAGCCAAUCCCAGCCGACCACUCCUGAUAGGCUCGGCAUCUUCAGUAAGUUUCGGAGGAAACGUCCGACUCGAAACUCACAGACAAAUGCGUACGGGAUGGUGACCAAUGAGAAUGCACCAUCUGGGAAAGGAGCCACCUCUACCUCCUCCCUGUACACUGGGCGCCGUGGUAACAACAGUGAAGGGCGUGGUAACACUACCAUCAGGAUCAGCCGAGCCACGCGGGUCUCCGAGCAGUGGAAUGCUUCUCUGGAACGGGAGAUCACCGACACUGAUGAGCUCCGACACCUGGAUGAGUUCCUGGGGAACCAGGUAAACGAGCUGAGGACCAGGGUAAAGGAGCUGUCAGCCACAGAGAUGAUCUUCCUUACAGCCACCAUGCAGUUCAGAGAGACCAUAAAGGGCAUGUACUCUGUCUUGAAGCCCCACAUCAGCUAUAAGGUCCUGAUGACGGGCUACCGCAACUGUGUGUCCAGUCAUGCUGGAGCCAAGCAGCUGACCGUGGUCAGCCUGGUGGUCAACCUGUUCCAGUCCAUCCUCGACGGCUUCAUACGGGGAGAGAUCAAACGAGAGGGGUUUGGGCUACCGGUCAAGACCGUGAACAAGCCAAAGACGAAAAAGAAAAAAUGUCUCGACAGCCCUUUAGGUCACAUGUUUAGUACGUACCAGGUCAACAUCAGGCAGUCCUGUGACCUGUGUGGUUUCUACAUCUGGGUUAUGGAGAAGGCCUACAUGUGCAGCGCUUGCAAAUUGAUAUGUCACAAGAAAUGCCUUUCCAAAAUCAUCACUGACUGCUCAACUCGAUGUGCCAGGCUGGACGAUGGAGAACCUGGCUGUCUGCACUUUGGGGUGCAGGUGUGUGUACUGACCAGUAAGACCUACCCGAUCCCCAUGGUACUUCUGAUGAUGCUGGAGCAUGUUGAGAUGAAUGGCCUGUACACAGAGGGCCUCUACCGUAAAUCUGGUUCUGCCUCGCACGCCAGGGAAUUACACCAACUACUGGAGACAAACCCUGAGACGGCGACUCUGGAGAACUAUUCCAUCCACACGGUGACUGGCUUGGUGAAACGCUGGUUCAGAGAGCUGCCUGACCCCCUCCUGACUUACCGCCUCUACAAGGACUUCCUGCACGCCGUUGAGAUGCCAGAGCAAUCUGAGCGGCUUCGUGCGGUCUACCAGAAACUGGACGAGCUUCCCUCCGCUAACUUCAAAACACUGGAGAGAUUGGUCUUUCACCUGGUCAGAGUGGCAAAGGAGGAAGAACACAACAGGAUGUCAGCAAACUCCCUGGCCAUAGUGUUUGCCCCCUGCAUCCUGCGAUCCCAAGACACCACUGACCCCUUCCUAGUCAUGAAGGACGUCUCCAAGACAACCACGUGUGUGGAGAUCCUGAUCUCAGAACAGUUCAGACGGUACACUGAGAAGAUGAAGGAUAUCACCGAGCUGGAAUACGCUGAGGCCCUGGCCGUCAACCAGCUCAAACUCAAGAGACGGAACACUAUCUCAGAGAAACCUUCAUCGGAGCUGGACGCCCUCACAGACAACCUUGACCCGUUGGAUAGAGACAUGGAAUCAGAGAGGAACCUCAUCGAAAGGAUAAAAUCCAUCAAGCAGGAGAAGGAGGAGCUGGCGUGCAGGUUGCCAGAGCUGGAACAGGAGAACUCCGACAACGACAACCUGGACUCUGAGUCAUCAAUCAGCUCAGAGAGCCUGGACUCAGAAGGCAGAAUGAACCUGUUGUGGAGGAGCCAGAGGCAGGUGUGCCCUCCUAAGCCACCUGACCUGGCCCAGAGAACUACUACAGCCACUGACCAGGCUAGAUGGAUAGAACCCCCAGCCCACAACAAAACCAGGAGCAGGAACUUCUCCGAGCUGGACAUCCCUUUCAUAGAUGAGGAAGAGGACUAGCCUGGGUGCCAGUCUGUUUUUGCUCCAAAUGGAAUUAUCAUGCCAAACAUGGCUGUACAAUGACAGCAAUGGAGUUGGAAAGAGCAGUAAACUGAUCUGGGACCAGGCUAGAGGACAUCUAGGAUGGGGCCAUAUUGUCCUCCGACAGGUGGCGUCUCUAAUACGAUGCUAAUCCUUCGACUGAUAGCAUUGGAGCUGUGUUAUGGCAACAAGAACCAAGCACAUGAUGUAUAUUUUCCUACAUCCAUUUGUGUGUGUGUGUGUGUGUGUGUGUGUGUGUGUGUGUGUGUAAUGAUCAAAGCUCAAAUCUAAUUUUGUUUGUCACAUGCGCCGAAAACAACAGAUGUCAACCUUGCCUUAAAAUGCUUAGUUUUUAAAAGGUAAGAAAAAUGUGCUAACUUAAUCUAGGGAAAAUAGUAACACAAUAACGGGCCUGUAUACAAGGGGUACCUAUACCAAGUCAACGUGAAGGGGUACGGGUUAGUCUAGGUAACUGAGGGAAUAUUUACAGGACCAGUCAAAAGUUUGGACACACCUACUUAUUCAAGAGUUUUUCUUCAUUUGUACUAUGUUCUACAUUGUUGAAUAAUUGUGAAGACAUCAACAUUAUGAAAUAACACAUAUUAAAGCAUGUACAUAGUAACCCAAAAAGUGUUAAAAAAAAUAAAAAUAUAUAUUUAGAUUCUUCAAAGUAGCCACCCUUUGCCUUGAUGGAUAGCUUUGCACACUCUUGGCAACAGUCUUGAAGGAGUUCCCACAUAUGCUGAGCACUUGUUGGCUGCUUUUCCUUCACUCUGUGGUCCAAUUCAUCCCAAACCAUCUCAAUUGGGUUGAGGUCAGGUGAUUGUGGAUGCAAGGUCAUCUGAUGUAGCACUCCAUCACACUCCUUGGUCAAAUAGUGUGUUUUGGGUCAUUGUCCUGUUGAAAAACAAAUGAUAGUCCCACUAAGCGCAAACCAGAUGUGAUGACGUAUCGCUGUGGUAGCCAUGCUGGUUAAGUGUGCCUUGAAUUACAAAUAAAUCACUGACAGUGUAACCAGCAAAGCACCCCCACACUAUGACACCUCCUCCUCCAUGCUUCACAGUGGGAACCACACAUGAGAUCAUCCAUUCACCUACCCUGCGUCUCACAAAGACACAGCAGUUGGAACCAAAAAUCUACAAUUUGGACUCAUCAGACCCAAGGACAGAUUUCCACUGAUCAGAUCAGUUUGUCACGUGUGCCGAAUACAACAGUGAAAUGCUUACGUUUAAUGUCUAAUGUCCAUUGCUCGUGUUUCUUGGCCCAAGCUUGUCUCUUCUUAUUUUUGGUGUCAUUUAGUAGGGAUUUCUUUAUAGCAAUUUGACCAUGAAGGCCUGAUUCACGCGGUCUCCUCUGAACAGUUGAUGUUGAGAUGUCUGUUACUCUGUGAAGCAUUUAUUUGGGCUGCAAUCUGAGGUGCUGUUAACUCUAAUGAACUUGUCCUUUGCAGCAGAGGUAACUCUGGGUCUUCCUUUCCUGUGGUGGUCCUCAUGAGAGCCAGUUUCAUCAUAGAGCUUGAUGGUUUUUGCAACGGCACUUGAAGAAACUUGGAAAAGUUCUUGAAAUUUUCAAGAAUGACUGGCCUUCAUGUCUUAAAGUAAUGAUGGACUGUCAUUUCUCUUUGAAUAUUUGAGCUGUUCUUGCCAUAAUAUGGACUUGGCUUUUACCAAAUAGGGCUAUCUUCUGUAUACCACCCCUAUCUUGUCACAACACAACUGAUUGGCUCAAAUGCAUUAAGAAGGAAAGAAAUUCUACAAAUUAACUUUUAACAAAGCACGCCUUUUAAUUGAAAUGCAUUCCAGGUGACUAUCUUGUGAAGCUGGUUGAGAGAAUGCCAAGAGCGUGCAAAGCUGUCAUCAAGGCAAAGGGUAGCUAAUUUGAAGAAUCUCAAAUAUAAAAUAUAUUUUGAUUUGUUUAACACUUUUUUGGGGGUUACUACAUGAUGCCAUGUGUUAUUUCAUAGUUUUGAUGUCUUCACUAUUAUUAUACAACGUAGAAAAUAGUAAGAAAGACCCUUGAAUGAGUAGGUGUGUCCAAAUGUUUGACUGGUACUGUACAUGUAGGUAGGGGUAAAAGUGACAAUGCAUAGAUAAUAAACAGAGUAGCAGCAGUGUAUGUGAAGCGUGUGAAUGUAUGUAUGUGUGUGUGUGUGUUGGAGUUUUUGUGUAGUGUGUGUGUGGCUAGAGUCCAGUGAGGGUACAUCGAGCCUGUGCAAGAAAGUCAGUGAAAUUCUUUUUGAAUAACUACGAGAUGGCCACCCGGAAUAUGUAAAUAGUCCGGGUGGCCAUUUGAUUAACUGUUCAGCAGUCUAAUGGCUUGGGGGUAGAAGCUCUCAAGGAGCCUUUUGGUCCUAGACUUGGCGCUACGGUACUGCUUGCCAUGUGGUAGCAGAGAGAAGUUUGUCACUUACAUUUUUACAUUUUAGUAAUUUAGCAGAUGCUCUUAUUCAGAGCGACUUACAGUAGUGAGCGCAUACAUUUUUAUAUUUGUUCGUACUAGGCCACUGUGGGAAUCGCACCCACAACCCUGGCAAGUGCCGUGCUCUACCAACUGAUCUUCCUUUUGACACCGCCUGGUAUAGAGAUCCUGGAUGGCAGGAAGCUCGGUCCCAGUGAUGCACUGGGCCAUACACACUGGUUAUGCAACCAGUCAGAAUGCUCUCGAUGGUGCAGCUGUAGAACCUUUUGAGAAUCUAAGGACCCAUGCCAAAUCUUUUCAGCCUCCUGAGGGGGGAAUAGGUGUUGUCGUGCCCUCUUCAUGACAGUCUUGGUGUGUUUGAACCAUGAUAGGUCCUUAGUGACAUGAACACUAGGGAACAUGAAGCUCUCGUUCUGCUCCACUACAUCUCAGUCUAUGUGAAGGGGGGGGGGGGUGCUUGUCCCUCCUCCUGUAGUCCACGAUGCUGCUGUUGACAUUGAGAGCCUCUUAAGAAAGCAUCUGUGGUCUUCUAAUGAUGUCAUAAUGGAAUUACACAAGACACAGUGCAGUCUGUUGUACCAAUGCACCUUUGAUAUUAACCAUGUACAAUCUCAUGUUAUUGUAAAGGCAAGUAUUUUGGAUGUCUCACCUGUGGACAGUAGUAUAACGAGGACCAAAUCAUUUUAAUCCAUAAUACAGGUUCCUUGUUUGCAAUGGACUACUUCUAUGGCACCUAGUUUGGUACUUGAUAAUUAACCUCAAAUGGAAACAAUACAGUCAAGAUUGUUUUAAGGUUAUCAGCAUAUUUGUGUUUUUCUGUUUUCUUUGAAAUUGAGAUGGAUAUUUUCACCUUGGUCCCCCCUUUUUUUUAAACAAUAUAUUUAUUGACAUAUUUUCACAUUUUCACAAGCACCCCACCCCCUCCCCCCAAAAACAUGACAAUUAAAGGUUGACUCAUCUAAAUGAUAUAGACAGGAGCAGCACUGAAGAGAUUGCGAUGAGCGCGAUGCAAGACUUUGCUCUUAAGACAGAAUCUGCAUGAGUUUGCUUCACAGAGUUACAAUGUGAAGCGUACAGGACCAAAACAUCAGAGAAGUUUAGCCUCACUUCAAUGCUCUUAGUUGUUGCGUAAAUUGACCGACAAUGCUAUUUACUUUGAGCAUCUACUUCAUAUCUCUGAGUCUACCUUUUAAGAUAAUGCACCUUCUCUCUCCCUCAUCAUAGAUUUAAAUGACUGCCUGCUCACUUCUGUAAUGUUGUAUAUUACUUUAUCAUGUCUGUGUAUUAUGAAUGGGGUAAUUCCCGAAUUAUACUGAGCAAAAAUGUAAACGCAACAAUUUCUAAGAUUUUACUGAGUUAUAAGAAAAUCAAGUCAAUUGAAAUAAAUAAAUUAGGCCCUAAUGUAUGGAUUUCACAUGACUGGGCAGUGGAUGGGCACAGGCCCACCCACUGUGGAGCCGGACCCAGCCAAUCAGAAUGAGUUUUUCCCACACAAAAGAGCUUUAUGACAGACAGAAAUACUCCUUGGGCACAACAAAAAAUAUAAACGUAACAUGUAAAGUGUUGGUGCCAUGUUUCAUGAGCUGAAACUUAAAGAUCCCAGAAAUGUUCCAUAUGCAAAAAAAGCUUAUUUCUCUCCAAUUUUGUUUAAAUCCUUGUUAGUGAGCAUUUCUCCUUUGCCAAGAUAAUCCAUCCACCUGGCAGGUGUGGCAUGUCCAGAAGCUGAUUUAAACAGCAUGAUUAUUACACAGGUGCACCUUGUGCUGGGGACAAUAAAAGGCCCCUGAAAUGUGCAGUUUUGUAACACGACACAAUGCCACAAAUUUCUCAAGUUUUGAGGGAGCGUGCAAUUGGCAUACUGACUGCAGGAAUGUCCACCAGAGCUGUUGCCAGAGGAUUUAAUGUUAAUUUCUCUACCAUAAACCGCAUACACGGUCAUUUUAGAGAAUUUGGCAGUACGUCCAACCGGCCUCACAACCGGUCCACAACCAAUCCAUAGAUUAGGACCUAAUGAAUGUAUUUCAACUGACAGAUUUCCUCGAACUGUAACACCGUAAACUCAAUGCAAUUGUUGCAUGUUGGGUUUUCACUUACGUAUGUGAUGGACAUGUCUCUGUGCCAAACAACCAAUACACGAAGACGAGGUGAAAAGGUAACUGUAGACUACUUGUUUUUUUUUUUAUUUCGCCUCCAAUUAAUUAUAAUAUCAGAGCAUGUGUUACUGUACUGUCCGAAAAGAUGUUCCUCUGUUCUGGCAAAACUUACAGAUGAUGUCGACAAAAUAAAUGUUGUGAUCGAUA
This is a messenger RNA of Oncorhynchus masou masou (cherry salmon), 10659 nucleotides long. RefSeq names its product unconventional myosin-IXb-like. Gene Ontology annotation, cellular component: ruffle; lamellipodium; myosin complex. NCBI's taxonomy places the organism in Eukaryota, Metazoa, Chordata, Actinopteri, Salmoniformes, Salmonidae. Gene Ontology annotation, molecular function: GTPase activator activity; ATP binding; microfilament motor activity. The record is from RefSeq and is a predicted model, not a curated record. Gene Ontology annotation, biological process: lamellipodium morphogenesis; intracellular signal transduction; actin filament-based movement.